Eublepharis macularius is the source of this 1518-nucleotide messenger RNA. RefSeq names its product NPHS2 stomatin family member, podocin (gene NPHS2). Bases 37 to 1188 code for a protein of 383 amino acids. Lineage: Eukaryota; Metazoa; Chordata; Lepidosauria; Squamata; Eublepharidae. Gene Ontology annotation, cellular component: plasma membrane. The record is from RefSeq and is a predicted model, not a curated record. The transcript is spliced from 8 exons.
UGUGCUGUCCUCCUCAACACAGAUCAUCAAGCAAGAAUGGAAAAGAAGUCAAGGAGCUCUUCUAAGGAGCCCCGUGGGAGAAGCAGAGAGAAGGCAGCUGCAAGUGUGAAGAAGGAGAGGGCAGAACAUAACCAGAAAGCUGGCAAAGAGAGGCAGGAGUCCGGCAGGAGGAAAAGAAAGAAGGAGACCAAAAGCAGCCCUGAGGCAGACAAUCAAGUCCACACUUCAACGGUGGUGGACGUGGAUGAUGUGAUAUCAUUUGAAGAGGAAACUGAGGUGAUGGCUCUUCUAGAAAGCGAGAAACUGGAGGACGGUUUAAAGUCUACAGGCCUGGGCUUCUGUGAGUGGCUUCUUGUUCUCCUGUCUCUCUUUGUCAUCCUAAUCACAUUUCCUAUUUCCAUCUGGUUUUGCAUGAAGAUUGUGAGGGAAUACGAGCGUGCCAUUUUGUUUCGCUUUGGACGCAUCCUUCGUGGAAGGCCCCGAGGGCCUGGUUUGUUCUUUUUCCUUCCCUGCCUGGAUACCUGCCACAAAAUAGAUCUUCGCCUCAAAACCUUAGAGAUUCCUUUCUAUGAGGUCAUAACCAAAGACAUGGCAAGUCUAGAAAUAGAUACUGUGUGCUACUACCGAAUGGAAAACGCUGCACUUCUCGUGACUACCCUUGCCAGCCUCUCAAGCGCAGUCCAACUACUGGUGCAGACUAUCGCCAAGCGUUCACUGGUGCAUCGAUCCCUCACAGAGAUCCUCAUGGAAAGAAAGAGCAUUGGCCAGGAAAUAAAGGUGGCUGUGGAUGCUGUUACCUGCCAGUGGGGGAUCAAGGUGGAACGGACAGAAAUAAAAGAUGUUCGAUUGCCAGCUGAGCUUCAGGAGUCUCUGGCUGUACAAGCAGAAGCCCAACGCCAGGCCAGAGUGAAGGUGAUAGCUGCUGAAGGAGAAAGGGCUGCUUCUGAAUCCCUGAAGCUGGCUGCUGAGAUAAUGUCCAGCGCACCGGCUGCCAUUCAGCUUCGUUACCUGCAGACCUUACAAGCCUUGUCUUCGGACAAACCACCCACCUUUGUUUUACCUUUGCCCUUUGACCUCAUGAACCUUUCAACUGGGGCCAGCCUGAAACCCACAACUGUUAACCUGUCUCCAGAUACAAUCAUCCACCCAGAAGCUCCAAAGAACCCAAAGGACUCCCCCAUGCUAUAGAAACGCAGCACUUUGAUUGCAAGCUAGUUUCUGGUGCGUAGGCACGUAGGUCUGCAAUCGAACAGCAAGAUCCGGGUCAAAAAGCACCUUAAAGACCAACUAGAUUUCCAAGGUAUGAGCUUUCAAGAGUCAAAGCUCCCUUUGCUAGAUACAAAGAGUAGAAAAAGGAAGGCUGAGGGUAUUGUAAAUUAGAGUGUUAGGAAGCUAGCUAUAAUACAUGUUGUAAUUAGCUUGAUAGAGCAUGGGUGAGAAAUGCAGAAAAUUAGCAUCUGUAAUGAGAGAAAAAUCCUAUGUCGCGAUUCAGUUCUGGGGGAUCCAUUGUUCCAAAUU